AUGGUGCUUCAUUGGAAGGCGCCAACCGAGUCAGGCUGCCACCUGAACCAGUCAAAGGUCCUGCUCUCAACAGACUACCUGGAAGACGGUGCCCCCAUCAACGCCAAUGCUCCCUCGAGCACCACCGUGGAGCUGUGGGGCGUGCUCAGUGGCGAGUCCUGGACGCGAGGUCGCGACUUCUUCGGAAGGGGGGAGUCUGAGGGUGAGGAAUCGGUCUCCUUGAACGGCAGCGAGGAGGAUUUCGACGAAUCCAGAUGUGGAGACGACGACGAUGCGCAGGUGGAUGGUGACCGGUUCUGGCAGGAGAAGGAGCAGCUUCCGUUCGACGGUCUGUUGCUGACCAACGAACACGUCGGCCAGAUGCUGGUCCAGGAAGUGGCGGUGGGUGGAAACCAUUGCAUUCUGGUGACCGAUGCCGGCCACGCCUUCGCGUAUGGAUCCAACUGCAGGGGACAACUGGGGCUCGGAGACUUCAGCUAUGAGGAUCACGACCCAUCCAGCCUCGCACUCGCCGCGAUACCGCCGCUGAAAGGACCAGGCGCGCAGCCUCAGAAAAUCAUUGGCGCAGCAUGCGGAGGCGAGCACACCUUGCUGCUGACGAGAGAUGUGGAUGGCACGGCACAAAAGGCCUACAUCUGCGGGGCAUGGGAGGCCUGCGGUCUGGACAGCUGUCAGGACCGGGCCAUUCCCACCCUGCUGCCGUUCCAGCACAGCGUCUCUGCAGUGGCUGCUCGAGUUGGGUGCAGCUGCUGUGCGGUGGCCGAAUCUGACUCCCAGAAAGGCCAUCUUCUUUACCUUUGGGGUGAAGUCGAUUGCUGUCCUUGCCCUGAUGUGCUGGAUCAGCCGACGCCGUGUUUCCGACUGGAGCGACCGGUCCGGACUCUGAAACUUGGCUCUGCAUUCGGCCUGGCCUUGGACACGGCUGGAGAAGUUUUCGCAUGGGGGGACAGCACCUAUGGGGAGCUGGGCAACGCCCCGAUAGAGCCGCGGGCGCCGCACAGCCCGUUACAUGCAGAGACCUCGCAGCUCCCAGUUCCGGGAAAAGUCGUCCUCCCUCGCGAUCCAGCUCCACGAGCACAGGACGCGGCUGCCAAGAAGGAGGGUGCAGACGACAAGCCGAAGGCCGUCAUUGACAUCGCCUGUGGCGAGCGUUUCUCCUUGCUGCUGGACGAGGAUGGUCGCCUCUAUGCCUUCGGUGAAAACCUGGCGGGACAGUGCGGCGUUCCAGAAGCUGUGGGCUCCGGGCAUAUCACCGGCUGUGCUGUGCAGCGUGUACGCUUUGUGCCGGUGGAGCGAGCUGUCCCUCAUCACGAUGGUACGACAUCCUACCAGCCAGAGAAUUUCGCUCAUCAUCAUGAUGGCCGAGUGCUCCACGCAGGGCAUUCCCACGACAUGCAGGGCGUGGACAUCUCAGAAGGCGACCCCGGCUUUGCCAUGCUUCUCACCUUGCUCGCCGGCUUGGCUACGACGGUCGGUGCAGCAAUUGCUUUCUGUGCCAACACAGAUGACAACCGUGUAUUUGCGAUUUGCCUGAGCCUGUCGGCUGGGGUGAUGGCAUACGUGUCCUUCUCCGAGAUUCUGGAGAUGACAAAGCAGAGCUUCAAGGAGGCCAACCUCACAGAUAGGAGUGCCCUCACACUCGGGACCCUGACGGUCUUCUCUGGGAUACUCCUCACUUGCUUAGUAGAUUCCUUUAGCCACUGGCUGUGCCACAAGAGACAGCCUGGCGAAAUUGUUAUAAGUGACGCCCCCGUGCCGCAAGCAGAUUCCGAAAAGCCCCUGCCCGGCCUGCCAGUCGGCAAGUCCGAGCGGUUGAACAUGAUACAGAUGGCUGCAUUCUCAGGGAUUGCUGUCGCCUUGCACAACUUCCCCGAAGGCAUCGCAACCUUCAUUUCGACGAUGGGCAAUCCCAGCUUUGGGCCAGCGAUGGCUUUUGCCAUAGCCGUGCACAACAUCCCGGAGGGCCUGGUUGUGUCAGCACCCAUCAAAAAGGCCACUGGCUCGAAGUGCAAGGCUUUUUUUUGGGCCUUCGCUUCCGGCCUCUCCGAACCACUGGGCGGGCUGCUGGGAUGGUUGGUCCUCAAGGACAUCCUCGGGCCCAGAACCUACGGCGUUUUCUAUGGCCUUACGGCCGGGAUCAUGAUCCACGUCGCCUUUAAGAAGCUGCUGCCGACUGCCCUGAAGUACGAUCCGGAGAAUCGCUACACGUCCUACUCCUUCUUCAUCGGAAUGGCCAUCAUGGCCAUCUCGCUGAUAGCCUUCAGUGGUGCCCGGGUCUAUGCUGGACGCUGGCACUCCGCAAUGAUUACUCGCGACCAUCGCCUCUACGUUUGGGGUCACCCCAGCAAUCGGAAGCUGGGCCACGCUGGCUUCAACCACGAUGGCACCGAGGCCGGCGAAAAUCCGGCAGUCGGCGGCGGCAGGGCUUCGCAAAAGAACAAGGCAAGACCUCCUGGUGUUGCCGUGAGAAGUGCUUUGCGGGAUGCCGUGCGUCGACCACGCUUGGUUUUCGCAAUGCUGCAUCGGAGGGUCAGGAGUGUAGGCCUGGGUGACGAGUGCACUGUCAUCGUCUCCGGCGACGGAGGCCGCGAGCACGAGGAGGAUCCGCUGAUGCCAGGCUUCGCCUCCGUGGUUGCAUCCGACAUGCCCAAGGCCUCCGAGAUGGAGUUUCCACGGGACUUGCCCGACCUCGAGGCAUUGGAAACACCCGCGGAGAACAGCCGCGAGGAAGAGGAAGAGGGUAGAUGGACGAACAUGUGCCCAGAUCCAGAGUCCGCGUCUGCAUGCAAAAAGAGCAAGAAUCACCAGUUCCUCACGAAAGAGCUGCCGCCGAAGCCCAUUGUAUGCAUCCUGGGCGGCACGGCCAUCUCGAAGGCAGAUACCCAGGAGACUGUUAAGGAAUUGGCCGAUGCUUUGAGUGCCAGAGUCGGUUCUCGAGCCGUCUUCAUGACCGGUGGCAUGGCAGGAGUGCAGAAGGCAUUCGCAGACAGCUGCCCUGAACACAUGCCGCUCUUUCAUCUCACGCCUUUUGGUGAGAAGAGCAACUUCGAUAUGGGGCAGGAUGUCCAUGCAGGUGCUUCUUUGGCGGAAAGAAAGGACGUGUAUGGUUUGCUUGGCGAUCUGUACAUCACGAUCGAGGGCGGGCCGGGAGUCGCUGGGGAAGCCAAGGCUGCCGCUGAGCGUGGCGCAGCUGUGAUACCUCUGAUUCGUAGCGGCGGUGCCAGCGCAGGGAUGUUCGACUUCCCCGCCGGAGCCCUGAACAAGCCUGCAUGGGCUCUUGAACCACAGUGGGCUCUUCUGUCGAAGGAGGUGGCCCCGGAUUUCCGGCGAGUUGCAUGA
Molecule: messenger RNA, 3339 nt
Organism: Symbiodinium sp. CCMP2592
Lineage: Eukaryota; Dinophyceae; Suessiales; Symbiodiniaceae
Source: the annotation of a GenBank genome assembly